This is a messenger RNA of Trachymyrmex cornetzi, 1023 nucleotides long. RefSeq names its product odorant receptor Or1. Gene Ontology annotation, cellular component: plasma membrane. The record is from RefSeq and is a predicted model, not a curated record. Gene Ontology annotation, biological process: sensory perception of smell; detection of chemical stimulus involved in sensory perception of smell. The transcript is spliced from 6 exons. Bases 1 to 1017 code for a protein of 338 amino acids. Gene Ontology annotation, molecular function: odorant binding; olfactory receptor activity. NCBI's taxonomy places the organism in Eukaryota, Metazoa, Arthropoda, Insecta, Hymenoptera, Formicidae.
AUGUCGAAACUCACCGCAGUUAUGACCUUGCUAAUGACGAAUUGCACCCAUGCUUCGAAGGUGGCCGUUCUUCUUCGUCGUCAGGCGCGAAUCCAGACGCUCCUAGACACAGCCAACAGUCCUGCAUUUAGUCGCUACGACAAAGAAUAUGAGGAUUUACUCAUAAGCUACGCGUGGAAGGGCAUCUUCCAUCAUGUAAUUUAUCAAAGCUUCGGCGGAAUUGCGGUGUUUUGUUGGGGUUUUACUCCAAUCGCUGAUUUGGUCGCUGGUCGUUCACGUCAACUGCCCAUGGAGGGCUGGUACCCUUAUAAUACGACGGCGACGCCGGCUUUCGAGAUCACCGCGGCACAUCAGGGCAUCGCUAUCAUAAUUGCUUGUUUUCAUAACGUGGCGAUGGAUACACUGAUGACGGGCUUGAUCACGGUCGCCUGUUCCCAGCUGGCAAUCUUAGAGCGCAACAUUAUCUCGAUUGAUAACAAGGCAAACAUUCAUGGGAUGCAGAAUGAUAAUGAUAAGGAUAAGCCGCUCGAAAGGAGAACUUUAGCUUAUCAACUACUCAAGCGAUGCGCUAUGCACAGCAAUAUGAUAUUUCAUUGCAGUUUUACAAGUGAAAUUCAGAACAUCUUUGGUACCGUUAUCUUCUUUCAAUUCCUCUCGAAUUGCAUAAUCAUUUGUUUGAUUGCCUUCAAUGUAUCGCAGAUGAAUGUUUAUAUUCCGGCGGUGCUGAUCGGCAUGCUAACAUACAUGUGUUGCAUGACGUAUCAAAUAUUCAUCUUCUGCUGGCAUGGUAAUGAACUGCAUCUACAUAGUAUGCGUUUAGUCACGGCCGCAUAUUCGAGCAAUUGGUUCUCCAACACCGAAAGAUUCAAACGCGGUCUACAAAUCAUGAUGAUAAGGGCUCAUCGUCCGCUCACCUUAAGUGCCGGUAGGGUCAUGUUAUUGUCUUUAGAUACUUUUGUGCAGAUAAUGCGGACGUCCUAUUCUAUUUUUACGGUACUUCAAGGAUCGGCUGCUUAAAAACCA